AUGGUCCCAAGUCAUGGAAAUUCAGCAUUGAAAUUAGUGGAAGGUGAAGAAAUUUUGCCAUCUCCCAUUUCUUCUUCUUCUUCUCCCAACUUUUUCCACUGCCUUCCAGUUGCCUCUGUAGCAGAGGAAAGUCAUCCUGUGAUGUCGCAACCUAUGGUGUUGAAUGUCUCUCCGUCUUUGCUGUUGAAGCUCAUAGCGACUAAUUACCUGCUACGGAAGGCGCAGUUUCUUCCUUUGCUGCGUGAAUCAUCUUCUGGCUCUGAGGUAGCAGAUCCAGCGACUGAUCUUUGGUUUUGGCAGGAUCAACUGAUUCUCAGUUGGCUCAUUUCGUCACUUUCGGAGGAAACUCUCCCUCUUGUGAUCAGUUCCAGAACCUCAGCCGAUGCUUGGCAAUCUUUGGUCUGUGUUUUUACCCCUUCUUCUCGUUCUCGUAUUAUGGAUCUCAAAGAUUGCUUGUUUCGACUGGCAAGGGGUACCUCGUCUAUCUCUAAAUUUCUUCUUGAGGCUUGCUCCCUUGCGGAUGCUCUUGCGGUGGCCAAUAGUCCUAUAUCUGACGAGGAUUUGGUUCUUGCCGUUCUCCAGGGACUCGACGAUGACUACAAAGAUUUUUCCACUUUUGUCCAUGUUCGCACAGAUCCAAUCUCCUUUUUGGAUCUUUUGAGACUUCUUUUAAGCCAAGAAUCUUAUCUCUCCGCUACUGCUACUACUGUGAUUGCCUCCAUUCUCACACGGCCAACACUAUGGUUCGGGGAUCUGAUUAUCUCGUUCUGA
Messenger RNA from Telopea speciosissima, 771 nucleotides. RefSeq lists its product as uncharacterized. The coding region runs from base 1 to 771 and encodes 256 amino acids. Lineage: Eukaryota; Viridiplantae; Streptophyta; Magnoliopsida; Proteales; Proteaceae. The transcript has 3 exons. The record is from RefSeq and is a predicted model, not a curated record.